ACUCCACAUCUCACAAUGUCUUUUACUGGGAAAUAUCAACUGGAAAGUCAGGAGGGGUUUGUGGAGUUCAUGAAGGCCAUUGGUCUUCCUGAUGAUCACAUCGAUUUCGGCAAAGAUAUUAAAAGUGUGUCUGAGAUUGAACAGAAUGGAGAUGAGUUUAAAGUCACUGUAACGACUGGACCCAAAGUCCUGAGCAACACUUUUACCGUCGGAAAAGAGACUGAGUUAGAAAGUCUCAUAGGAGGAAAAAUUAAGACUGUGGUGCAUAAAGAUGGCAACAAACUCACAGUCACUCUGGACAAAGUCACAUCAGUCACAGAGCUCGUGGACGCCAACACUCUUGUCAAUACCUUGACUAUGGGUAACAUUGUCUAUAAGAGGACCAGCAAACGUGUGGCAUGAUCACAAACUGUCCAUUAGAAAGAGCAAAGUGUUAAAAUAAUAAAACAACUUUUUUAUUAAAGUGAAAUAUUGUAAGA
This is a messenger RNA of Paramisgurnus dabryanus, 479 nucleotides long. The record is from RefSeq and is a predicted model, not a curated record. Lineage: Eukaryota; Metazoa; Chordata; Actinopteri; Cypriniformes; Cobitidae.